AUGGAGUUAUCGUCUGGGCCUCCCUACUCAGAAUUCGACAAAUUGACCAAUGCCAAACCGUCUAAUUCGACCGACUGCAAGGUGGUAACAAUAGCAUGUUCAGCUCUUCUUGAGAACAUUCUCAAUCUUGAACUCAAUGACCGAUUCAUUAGGCCAAAAAGUUGGUUGACGGGAUGCUCCGCGGCACGCGAGAUUCAUCCGAAGAGAAACUCCAGAAACCACCGGAUCGUACGAAUUGUGAUAAAAGAUGAACAUCCAAAAUCAACUUUUGCAUUUUCAAAAUAAAUAAUCGCUUUUUUUUCAAUGUUUUUGACUCCAAAAACUUGCCAAAACGCCGGGUUUAUUUGUAAUGAGCAGAAUAAGUAAUACAUUUUGUAAACCUUCUGUAGGUCCUAAAUGCAAUAACUCUGAACUCUUUCCAACUAAUAUUUUGGUUCUCCGAAUUCGGUCUAUCUGUUUUCGUAGGAUGAGACCCAAAAAAUUAAAAACCGCUUCAUUUUUGCGCCAGAGUUCGUCCACCAUGCCAAUUUGUUUGCUCAUCGCAGGAACGAAACCAAUGAUCCAACCAGGGACACGAGAAAAGAAAAAAACUCGAGAGAAAAGGUGUCUGAUUCGACGGCCCAUCGGUGAGCCGACACGAGCUUAACCUCAGUGGCGCCGUCGGGCAAAUAUCGCCCGUAUGGAAAUAAACUCCUUGCAAACUAUGUGUAUAGAGUUCGGUUUUCUUCUCUAUUUUUUUCUUCGGCUUGCAACAUGGAUGUUUCAAAACAAAUUGUUCAUCUUCCCGGGUGGAAAGUAGUAACACCAAAACUCAAUCUGAGAUCCUAUCCCUAAAUAGGUCGCAGGUCAAGCCUGCGGCGUGCCUAUGGAGUUCGAAAAGAAGCGAUAUGUCAACCAAGUAAAGGACAAGAAAAACUGA
Caenorhabditis auriculariae is the source of this 919-nucleotide messenger RNA. The record is from the annotation of a GenBank genome assembly. NCBI's taxonomy places the organism in Eukaryota, Metazoa, Nematoda, Chromadorea, Rhabditida, Rhabditidae.